CCAGGUGCUCCUAAUAAUGAAAGUACUGUGGAACAAAAGCAUUCUUAUGAACAGUGGGAGAGGUCCAACCGAAUGUGUCAUGGUGAUUAAGAAUUCCAUAUCUGUAGCCAUUCGCGGAGCCAUUCCUGACUCUGAAAAUGCGAAGACCUACCUAGAAUAUGUGGAAGAACAAUUUAAGGGCACUUCUAAAGCACAUGUCAGUACCCUAAUUCUCAAAAUGUUGACGAGUAAGUAUGAUGGAGUAAGUGGUAUUCGUGAGCACAUCAUGAAAAUGUCUGAUAUGUCUAACAAGCUCAAAAGUAUGGACAUGGAGAUUAGUGAAGGUUUCCUCGUUCAUUUCAUAAUGACUUCUCUACCUGCGUCUUAUGGUCCAUUCAAGAUCAAUUACAACACGCAGAAAGAGAAGUGGACAAUGAGCGAGUUGAUUGCUAUGUGUGUUCAAGAAGAAGAGCGCCUUAAAGCUGAAAGACCAGAUGUUGCUCAUCUCACCACCACAAACUCAAAGAAAAGGAAAGGCAACCGUCAAGGAGGAGGAAAAGGUAACAUUUCUAAGGUCCCAAAGAUAGGUGCAAGCGUGAACUCUGGUCCCUACUGUAAGUUUUGCCGUUUCAAAGGGCAUUACCAGAGGGGGUGUCUUAAGUUUAAGGCAUGGUUGACUAAGAAAGGGAUUCCAUUCAAUCCGGACAUUGGGAAGAAAGCAAAGAGUGAUUAAGGUGGGCAACGGAGAAGAAUUAGAAGUGGAGGCCAUUGGAACUAUCUCAUUAAUUUUAGAGAAUGGCUUCAUUCUUCAUCUUCGUGAUGCUCUUUAUGUACCUAAUAUUACUCGUAAUUUAGUGUCUGUAUCGAAACUAAGUGCUGAUGGUUUUACAUUUAAUUUUGUAUACAAUAAAGUGACAAUAAGCUU
Molecule: messenger RNA, 904 nt
Organism: Cuscuta epithymum
Lineage: Eukaryota; Viridiplantae; Streptophyta; Magnoliopsida; Solanales; Convolvulaceae
Source: the annotation of a GenBank genome assembly